CCAAACACCGACAACACCACAGGCAUCACCACCGGAACGAUAGCAGUGGCCGCAUCGAACCAGGAACGGUGGACCAGAAUGUACCGAUUACACUCCGAACGAAGCCGUCGUCGUUCGGUCAACAGCUGCCCAUUGGCAAAACCCUGCUUGAAUGUAGGCCGAGAGGACGAUCCUGGUGAUUAUUACGAUACUGGCCCGGCUGAUGGUGAUGUUGAUGAAACAUUUGGCCGCUUCGAAACAAUGAACAUCAGUAUCAACGCGGAAAUUACGUUGGUAAAGGCAACGACAGCGAUGGCGAGUGCAUCCUAUCAGACCUUUGCGCUGUUCGAUGUAUGGAACCCAGGUUACAUCAGUGGAGGCCGGUUAAACGUAACCGCCAUGGGAAAUUAUACUGUGGAUCGCCGUGACGGAAGUGGUGGGAAGCUGCACGUGCGCUUCCACGAGAGCACUGUCGUACGCCGCAGGGACAUGAAUGGCCUCAGACUGAAGAUAAUGACCGUUGUGACGCAGAAGCCCCGUAAGCCGUUUGAAGUGUACCUGUCGACGCCGACGGAUACUCACCUGGACUCGGUGCACCGGUACAAUUUUGGGCUUAUGAGCUAUCUGAAGAGCUAUUUCAAUUUCAGCUUCAUUAUGAGACGGACCAAGAGCUGGGGCUAUCUGCGAAAUGGAACGUUCGACGGGAUGAUUGGUGCACUGGCCAGGCGGGAAGUCGAUCUCGGAGGGUCACCGAUGUUCUUCCGCCAGGAACGGCACCGAGUGGUGAGCUAUACGACUCGUUCGUUCAUGGAAAGGCCAUGCUUCAUUUUCCGACAUCCACGGCGGCAAGACACGGUGAGAAACCCCUUCCUACUGCCGUUCGAAACCGUUAUCUGGUAUUUGAUGGUGAUUUGUGGCGCAAUCCUGGUUGUGGUACUGUUCACCAGUUUCUACUUGGAAGAUUCAGGCUUUGUUCGGCGAGGAAAAAGUUCGAUACACGCUAACAAGUUUGGCUCUUUGAACAUUGAAGAUGACGAAAGUUAUUACGGAGAUAGUUUCCAUUUCAAUGGAGGAAGUAUCGAAAAGCGGAGGCAGCAACUGCACCAUCGACAGCGGGGCACAAAGGAAAAUGUACUUUUUAAUGACACAAAUAAAAAUAACGACGAUGAUCCUCGCCAUCAUCGGGACCACCGUCUUGGGCGCUGCAGUCGACGGGUGAGAAGACGGAAGACAUUGAGCCGGAGGCAACUUUUGAAUCAACAUCAACAGUGGGAAGCUGCUCGCAAGGACGUUGACGGUGCAAAUAACAGUGGCAAAAACAUCAACACAACUGGAAAGGCGGAAAACGGUGCUGGAAACAUGCUGCAAAAAAUAGUGCGCUUUGCACAGCUCAACGCAGCCUUUCAGGACGACGAUCGCGCGGAUGCUAGUGCCGCACAGGAUGCACGCCAAAGCGGUUCCACGUACAGCAAUUAUAGAGCGGAAAAAUUAUCGAAAAGCAUUGUGCUUUUCCUCGGCGGUGUCUGUCAACAAGUCUCCUUUAAGGCCCUUUGGGAAUUAUUAAUUUAUUCAUCGUUGUUUUACAUGAGAUCAAUGUUACCUCUUUGCCUCUCCAAUUCCAAGGAAUGGAUGCUCGGUCUGUCCGAGAUUCCUCGGCUUGCAUCCGGAAAAUGCACCUCCAUGUUUAUCCUGAUCUUCGGCUAUCUCAUGUUCCAAUACUAUUCGGCAAGCAUCGUCGGUUCUCUGCUAAUGGAACCACCGAAAAACAUCCGCACGUUGCGGAACCUCAUCGAUAGUCGCCUCUCUCUGGGCAUCGAAGACAUCCCGUACAGUAGGGAUUACUUCGUGCGAACUACCGACGAGGACUCGCUGGAACUAUUUCGAACCCGGAUAAGCUUCCUCAACCCGAAAACCGGUCAAAACGAGUCGCAUUUUUCGAACGCAGCUGACGGCCUCGGGCUGGUGAAGAUGGGCGGGAACGCAUUUCACGUGGCCAUUUCGGCUGGCUACAAAAUCAUACGGGAAACCUUCAGCGAGCGGGAAGUCUGCGAACUGGCCGAAAUCGACAUGUUUCCCAAGUCGAGCCAGUGGAUGGUGGCGAUCGUGCAGAAAAAUUCACCCUACCGGGAUGUCAUAACGUACGGAUUACGACGCUUGAAUGAAGCUGGCAUAAUGGACCACCAGAGACACGUUUGGCAGGAACCGAAACCGAAAUGUGUGCGCAAAAUGGCAGCGACGGAUCUGAUUGUUGGUAUGGAUAGUGUUUAUUCGGCGUUUAUCUUGCUACUGACCGGAGCGGUCGUGUCCAUUGGCUUACUACUGAUUGAGAUACUGCAUCAUCAGAUGAGACUGGCGAAAAACUACUGGCCUCCGAGGCGGUGGCAGCAGCAGCAGCAGCAACAUCAUCAAUUCAAUGUCGGGAAUUUACCGCAGCAACUACAACUCUGGCAGAAGCCGGCGCCGACCUGGGAUCAGGACUUGGCUUAUUCCUAUGUUGAUUGA
Messenger RNA from Ochlerotatus camptorhynchus, 2481 nucleotides. RefSeq names its product Ionotropic receptor 64a (gene Ir64a). Lineage: Eukaryota; Metazoa; Arthropoda; Insecta; Diptera; Culicidae. The transcript is spliced from 9 exons. Gene Ontology annotation, cellular component: membrane. The record is from RefSeq and is a predicted model, not a curated record. Bases 79 to 2481 code for a protein of 800 amino acids. Gene Ontology annotation, molecular function: ligand-gated monoatomic ion channel activity.